Messenger RNA from Nematolebias whitei (Rio pearlfish), 2182 nucleotides. RefSeq names its product lysosomal associated membrane protein 1a (gene lamp1a). Gene Ontology annotation, cellular component: membrane. The record is from RefSeq and is a predicted model, not a curated record. Bases 363 to 1607 code for a protein of 414 amino acids. Lineage: Eukaryota; Metazoa; Chordata; Actinopteri; Cyprinodontiformes; Rivulidae. The transcript has 9 exons.
UGGGUGACCCAGCCUCACGUGACAGGGUCGCUGUAGAUUCUGCUGGUCUGUCAUUUCGGCUGUGCUCCGCACCUAACCGCGACUUUGUGACCGUUUCCACCCUCGGGACGAGCUUUGAUGGGCAUUUUUUAAGACCGACCCCAUUUUGUUUUACUUUCGCGCGGCAGAGGAGGGAGGUAAACCGGAAGAGCGGCACCACCCUCCGAGCUAACGGUCCGCGAAGUCAAGUGCGACAAGAAAACCCACCUGUGCUGCGACAUCCGCGGCGCUUCGCGGGGACCUUUUUUUUUAAAUUUAUUUAUGUAAUUUCUGCUCUCGUUUUUGUCUUCUUUCGACGGAAGAGAGAAACCUUGACUUGAAAGAUGAGCUUCGUCGCGGUUUUCAUCGUCUUCUUCUUCUUCGCGGUUUCAGGUCGACUUGAGGCCGUGACCCUGGAGGUGAAGGAGGGAAACUCCACCUGCAUCAAAGCUGAGCUGUCUGCGUCUCUCUCCAUCACAUACCUCACCUCCAACAGCUCCAAAACGGUUUCGGUCCUGCUGCCCGACUCCGCCCUGGUCGAUGCGGCCAACAGCUCGUGUGGCACAAACAGCAGCUCGCCGCAGCUGGUGGCGCUGUUUGGACCGGGCCACGGGAUCGGCCUGAGCUUCUCCACCAACGGAAGCGUCUACAGCGUCACGGAGUUGACUCUGAGUUACAACCUGAGCGACGCGUCACUCUUCCCAGAGGCCGAACUCUCAGGUGUGGUUGCUUUGACGAACGACUCCGUUGAGAUCCGAGCGCCGAUCAACACCACCUACCGCUGUAUGAGUCCCACCACCAUCAGAGUCAGAGAAGACUCUGUCACUUUCUCCAACAUGAGGCUGGAGGCCUAUAUGCCCGGGAACGACCUGAGUCCAGCAGAAAGUGUCUGUGCAGCAGAUCAAACCACCACACCAGCUACUCCAACCACCGCCGCCACUACAACCACGGCAGCUCCCGCACCAACUCCACCAGGAACACCCGUGCGCGGCACCUACUCCGUGAAGAACAGCAACGGCACUGAAUGCCUCUUGGCCCAAAUGGGACUGCAGCUCAACGUCUCCUACGUCUCUCAGUCUCAGAACAAGACUGUCCAAGAAUUAUUUAACCUGACUCCCAAUCUGACGAGUUCUUCAGGAUCGUGCGGAGCUAGCAGAGCCUCGCUGGUGCUCACGCAAGAACCAACUUUGACGCUCAACUUCACCUUCACUAUGAACACAACAUCCAACAAGUACCACCUGAGUGGGAUCGACCUGCAGGCCAACUGGUCCGACACGACGGCUCCCUUCUCGGCCAGUAACACCAGUUUGGACUUCCUGCGAAGCACGCUGGGCCGCUCUUACAUGUGCAACGCGGAGCAAACCCUGCAGGUGGUGCCGACCUUCGCUCUCAACACCUUCAGACUGCAGGUGCAGCCGUUUGGCGUCACAACGAAGCAGUUUGCCACAGCGGAGGAAUGUCAGGUGGACCAGGACCAGAUGUUGAUCCCCAUCGUUGUCGGAGCGGCUCUCGCUGGCCUGGUGCUGAUCGUCCUCAUCGCGUAUCUGAUCGGCCGGAAGAGGAGCCACGCUGGAUACCAGACCUUCUGAGUAGAUCGAACAGACUGAAGGGUGGAGGAAGGAAAAGACGGUGGACAAACCUGAAGCAGUUCUCUUUUACGAGAGACCUCUGGAUUUAUAUCUUUUCACUUCAUCUGAGGACGAUAAAAAGUUAAAACACCUGCAGACUUUAAAUGACGAGAAUCACAAUAAAUCAAAGAUGGCGGUCAAGGGUUCCACCGAACCCCUUUUUCAGUUCUAGACGUAAUUUGCUUGAGUUGCUGCUUCAUUUUAGUCGCGAUUAUUGGGGCGAUUAACGACGAAACAUUUUAACGUUUCAAAAUAAUAUUUUAAAUUAUGCAGUUUUCUUGUCUUAACGGUGUUUCUUCAUGAGUUUAUGAUUGUCCUGUGAAAAGGGAAAAACUCUGAAUGUGUCUCUUCUACAACAAAGACCAGCCAAGGGAUUUUUCAACUCGGUCCAAGUUUCUUCCUGAGCGUAAAGUACAGACGUCUUCGCAGACCCACAGAGAGCAGCUAAAUGUACAUUUUUGAUCAAAAUGCUAAUGAUUGGCUGGAACUGUUAAAGAUGUGACUACAGAAUUAAAAGGCUUCCUUUUUCUUCUGGA